This is a messenger RNA of Spea bombifrons (plains spadefoot toad), 1098 nucleotides long. It is a transcript of the gene RWDD1, whose product is annotated as RWD domain containing 1. Gene Ontology annotation, molecular function: protein binding. The transcript is spliced from 7 exons. Gene Ontology annotation, biological process: cytoplasmic translation. The record is from RefSeq and is a predicted model, not a curated record. The coding region runs from base 142 to 861 and encodes 239 amino acids. Lineage: Eukaryota; Metazoa; Chordata; Amphibia; Anura; Pelobatidae.
GUCAGAGUUGGCGAUCCUUUCCCGAGCGUGGCCGGCUUUGAGGCAGAGGCGACCGCAGACAGGACUGGACGAAAGGCUUAGGCUCCUCUCCGGUAAACUCUCUGUCCCGUUUUCCGUUCAGCGGUCCAUGGCCCGGUAACCAUGACGGAUUACGCCGAGGAGCAACGCAAUGAGCUGGAGGCUCUGGAGUCCAUCUACGCCGACUCUUUCACGGAAUUAUCCACUUCCCCUGCAAGUUUCUCCAUCACAAUAGCAUCCGAGGCAGGAGAAGAUGAAGAAAAAGUUGAAGUGGUUCUCAAGUUUACCUAUGUAGAGUCCUAUCCAGAUGAAGCUCCCUUGUAUGAAAUAGUCUCCCAAGAGAACCUUGAAGAUAGCGAUACAUCAGAGGUCCUGACUCUGUUGGAGGAGCAGAUUCAAGAAAAUCUUGGGAUGGUCAUGAUUUUCACUUUAGUAUCCGCCGUUCAAGAGAAACUUAAUGAAAUUGUAGACCAAAUAAAAAAUAGAAGAGAAGAGGAGAAAAUACAGAAAGAAAUAGAGGCAGAAGAAGCAGAAAAGGUGCGGUUUCAUGGAACUCCUGUAACGAUUGAAAACUUUCUUAGCUGGAAAGCAGCGUUUGAAGCAGAGCUAGCAGAAAUCAGAAGAAAAAAACUCAAGGAAGAAGAACAGGCAGGGAAGAAUAAAUUAACUGGGAAGCAGUUAUUUGAAACGGAUCACAAUCUGGAUACAUCAGACAUAAAGUUCCUGGAAGAAGCUGGUAACAACGUUGAGGUGGAUGAGUCUUUAUUCCAAGAAUUAGAUGAUUUAGAACUGGAUGAUGAAGAUGAUCCAGAUUGCAAUCCUGAUGAUCUAGAAAGUGAUUGAUACCCUGCAACUGUUUUAUGCGAGUGACCAUGUAAGUCACAGUAUCUGUGACUACAGCAAGAAUGCAUCAUGUGCUGAUAAAUAGUUUUUUGUUUUAAGUCAUGUUUUAUUAUCGGGAGAAAAGCCUUCUGAUGAAUUUCAAUACUGAUGCCUAAUAAAUUGACUUAAAAUAUUUUUGUGUUCCUUUGAUUGCAAAUGUAACACAAAACAAUUAAAGUUGACUUAUAAAAAUGUAAA